This is a messenger RNA of Lichtheimia ornata, 786 nucleotides long. RefSeq lists its product as uncharacterized. Gene Ontology annotation, molecular function: DNA binding; structural constituent of chromatin. Gene Ontology annotation, biological process: nucleosome assembly. Bases 1 to 786 code for a protein of 261 amino acids. NCBI's taxonomy places the organism in Eukaryota, Fungi, Mucoromycota, Mucoromycetes, Mucorales, Lichtheimiaceae. Gene Ontology annotation, cellular component: nucleosome. The transcript is spliced from 4 exons. The record is from RefSeq and is a predicted model, not a curated record.
AUGGCUCCUGCUACUAAGAAGUCUACUGCUGCUGCCAAGAAGGCUGCCCCUAACCAUCCUAGCUACGAAGCUAUGAUCAAAGCUGCUAUCCUUGCCUUGAAGGAACGUCGUGGUAGCUCCCGUAUCGCCAUCAAGAAGUACAUUCUUGCCAACUACGGCCUUACCGCUGGUUCCCAUUUCGAUACUCAAGUCAAUGCUGCUAUCAAGCGUGGUGUUGCCAAGGGUGUUUUCCUUCUUCCUAAGGGCAUGUCUGGUACCGUGAAGAUUGCCAAGCCUGAAAAGAAGUCUGCUGCACCUGCUGAUAAGGAGAAGGCUGAAAAGAAGACUACUACCAAGAAGACUCCUGCUAAGAAGGCUACUACCACUGCUGCCAAAAAGACUUCUACUCGUGUUGCUGCUAAGAAGGCUACUGAGACCAAGAAGGCUGCUGAGACAAAGAAGACUCCUGCUAAGAAGGCUCCUGCUAAGAAGGCUACUACCACCAAGAAGACCACUACUACUAAGCGCAAGACCCCUACCAAGAAGGAAUCUACUACUGCAAAGGCCAAUGUGAAGGCUCCCAAGAAGGCUGCUCCCAAAAAGGCUGCUGCUACUAAGAAGGCUACCACUACCAAGAAGGCUGCUGCCCCAAAGAAGGCUGCUGCUCCUAAGAAGACUGCUGCUGCUACUAAGAAGGCUACCACCACCAAGAAAGCUGCUGCCACCAAGAAAGCUGCUGCUCCCAAGAAGGCUGCUUCUGCCAAGGGCUCUCGGUCUUCCCCACGAUCCAAGGCCACCAAGGCAUAA